Molecule: messenger RNA, 1819 nt
Organism: Protobothrops mucrosquamatus (brown spotted pit viper)
Lineage: Eukaryota; Metazoa; Chordata; Lepidosauria; Squamata; Viperidae
Product: flocculation protein FLO11-like
Exons: 7
Coding region: 17-1819 (600 amino acids)
Source: RefSeq, a predicted model, not a curated record
AGCCACGUCGCUUUCCAUGCCGACUGUAUCCUCUCCGGCUCGGACCUCGCCGCCAUCGUCUCCCUCGGAGACCACCAUUGCAUCCCACGGCACGAGUUCUUCUAUUCAUGCAGAAUCCACCCCAGCUGAAGGAAGCACCACCUCUUCGCUCCAUUCGGCACACUCAAGCACUGCAGUCCCAGAAACCAUGUCCUCCUCAGAGUCGGUGGCCUCUAUUGUCACCACGACUGCUGCUAUUGGCAUGACUGAGCUAACCUCCGCCCAGGAACAAACCAGUCCCUCCCUCGCCCCCUCUUCUGCCAUGCAGCCGAAAGGAACCUCACGGCAGGAGACAACAACUCAACCCCCGCCUUCUGGCUCUUCCACAACGAAACCGGAGACUGUAUCCUCUCCGGCUCAGACCUUGCCGCCAUCGUCUCCCUCGGAGACCACCAUUGCAUCCCACGGCACGAGUUCUAUUCAUGCAGAGUCCACCCCAACUGAAGGAAGCACCACCUCUUCGCUCCAUUCGGCACACUCAAGCACUGCAGUCCCAGAAACCAUGUCCUCCGCAGAGUCGGUGGCCUCUAUUGUCACCACGACCGCUGCUGUUGGCAUGACUGAGCUAACCUCCGCCCAGGAACAAACCAGUCCCUCCCUCGCCCCCUCUUCUGCCAUGCAGCCGAAAGGAACCUCACGGCAGGAGAGAAGAACUCAACCCCCGCCUUCUGGCUCUUCCACAACGAAACCGGAGGUGAGCUCUGCCCGAAACACCACCGUUUCUACGCCAACUUUUUCCCCUUCCACUGACCACUCUUCCAUUGCCCUUACCGAGGAAACCACCGUCUCCUUCCGGUCUGCCAGUCCUCCAGCCGGGGUCGAAUCAACAGCAGCUGAGGGGACCAGCCCUUCCCUCUCUUCGGCAACGUCUCCUACGGCAGCUCAGCUGAGAACCUCGACUAUUGAGGUGACCGGAUCCAUCCCGAUGAGGCCGCAUUCCACUAUGGAGACUGGCUUCACGUCUCUUGAAAAUCAAACCACGCCAACCUUCAGCAAGGCAGCCGAAAGGAACCUCACGGCAGGAGACAACAACUCAACCCCCGCCUUCUGGCUCUUCCACAACGAAACCGGAGCCGAAAGGAACCUCACGGCAGGAGACAACUCAACCCCCGCUUUCUGGCUCUUCCACAACGAAACCGGAGCCGAAAGGAACCUCACGGCAGGAGACAACAACUCAACCCCCGCCUUCUGGCUCUUCCACAACAAAACCGGAGCUACGGCUACUCAGCUGAGAACCUCGACUAUUGAGGUGACCGGAUCCACCCCGAUGAGGCCGCAUUCCACUGUGGAGACUGGCUUCACGUCUCUUGAAAAUCAAACUACGCAAACCUUCAGCAAAGUUUCUCCCACGAAGGCUGAGCUGACCUCAGCAGAAGUGACCAAAACAGCUUCACCAGAAUCCGAGUCUCCCCUGGCCACGUUUCUUUCCAUGCAGACUGUAUCCUCUCCGGCUCGGACCUCGCCGCCAUCGUCUCCCUCGGAGACCACCAUUGCAUCCCAUGGCACGAGUUCUUCUAUUCAUGCAGAGUCCACCCCAACUGAAGGAAGCACCACCUCUUCGCUCCAUUCGGCACACUCAAGCACUGCAGUCCCAGAAACCAUGUCCUCCGCAGAGUCGGUAGCCUCUAUUGUCACCACGAACGCUGCUGUUGCCGAAAGGAACCUCACGGCAGGAGACAACAACUCAACGCCCGCCAUCUGGCUCUUCCACAACGAAACCGGAGGUGAGCUCUGCCCGAGGCACCACCGUUUCUACGCCAACUUUUUCCCCUUCCACUGA